Molecule: messenger RNA, 1031 nt
Organism: Dermatophagoides pteronyssinus (European house dust mite)
Lineage: Eukaryota; Metazoa; Arthropoda; Arachnida; Sarcoptiformes; Pyroglyphidae
Product: motile sperm domain-containing protein 2-like
Cellular component (GO): endoplasmic reticulum-endosome membrane contact site; endomembrane system
Source: RefSeq, a predicted model, not a curated record
UUUGAUAAUUGUUUUUGUGAGCCCAUUUUUUUGGUCUGUUUAAAUAUUUUUUGUCACACCAUACUUUUCAUCUAGGAGACUGCAGCUAGGCUCUGCUUUCUAAAAGUGAAUAGAAAUUGAUAAGACAAACAAUAAAACAUGGCAUCAUUUUCAUCUGAAAAUAUGGAACAUAAAAUUCAACAAGUUCGUUCAAUCAUAAUGCAAAAAUAUGAAAGUAAUAACGAACUUUAUCACGAAAAAGAUAUUGAAUAUCUACAAAAUGACAACUGGACUGUGGAACGGUAUAUUCAACGAGGAAAAACGGUGGACAAAAGUUUUCAGCUAUUAGAUAAUGUGCUCAAAUUUCGUCGUGAAAUUGAUAUGCCCGUAUUAGAAAGUGUAUGUUUUCCCAGAGAAUUGUUCAAAAUUGGAUAUGCUUUCAACGGUGGUCACGAUCGGCAAGGAAAUGGAGUAGUUUUUAUGCGUCCUCGUUUCUAUCGUAAAAUCAAAAAACUUGAUCGAAAAAUUAAACAAUUUGUUUGUUAUCAAAUGGAAAUAAUGGAUAAAAAAACCAAAGGACGUGGUAUGGCCAUUAUUGUUGAUCUAAAAUCAAUUGGUCUUAUGAAUUUGGAUAUUGAAUACAUUUUAUGGGGUAUCACUAAUCUAAUCGAUUGCUGUCCGACCGGUUUAAAUUAUAUAAUGCUUUAUGAUUUUUCUUGGCUUGUAACAUCCAUUUGGAAUCAAAUGAAAAAGCUUCUACCGGCUGAUUUAGAAAAAAAGUUCAAAUUUUGUAAUGGUGAUGAUAUUUUUCAUUAUAUUGACCGUGAUAAUGUACCUAAAUAUCUCGGUGGCAAUAGUAUAAUUGAUCCGCACCAUGUGCCCGAUGAAUGUUUAACGUUGAUCGAUUAUGGUCGGCAAAAUGAUUGGUUGGAAAAAGAAAUCGAUCAUGUCCUGAAAUUAUGGAAACCAUUUCUUGAUAAAGCAGAUGAAGAAAUAAAAAAAUUCGUGCAAUAAACUAAUUUAUUUCAUAAUAAAUUCUUAUAACAUUAUUA